Messenger RNA from Seminavis robusta, 1926 nucleotides. NCBI's taxonomy places the organism in Eukaryota, Bacillariophyta, Bacillariophyceae, Naviculales, Naviculaceae. The record is from the annotation of a GenBank genome assembly.
AUGAAGACUCCAUUCAACGAUUCCAGCAAAUCUCUGACGGAAGAUGAGACGAUCCUGAGCGACUUGGUCAAUGACGACGAUGAUGAAGAAAAGUCAGCGUCCAAUGUCGUCUUUUGGGAUGAUGCCGAAGCUUCUGGCGACGAUGAUUCCGACUCGUUUGGAUGCAGCUUUUCCUCCAUCAUUCCGCUAGAAAUCUUUCAAGGCAGCACCACUUCCAUUGCUUCUGAUAUUAUCGAUGGGAGCAGCAAUCACAACAGCAAUAUUGAUGUGUUGGAAAAUCCCAACGCCGCCAAGCACACAAGAGGUUCCAGCAACUCACAGCUGGCCAGUCUUGACGUGUUCGACUCUCUCCUCGCCGGCAUUGACACGGAAAGUGAAACGGAAGAUCUGCAAGUCCAAGAGUUUCCACGCAAAGACUCAUCCAGUCAUUCCGGGGCUUCUUCCACCAAGAAGAAGAGGCGCAGUAAGGACAAGAGGAGGUCACGCUCAGUGCCAAGAACGUCAGCGACGAAAAAGUCAUCGAGUGGCAAGACAAGAACUUCUGCAAGCGGAAAGACUAGAACUUCUGAAAGUGGCAGCUCUUCCAGGACAUCUGCAAGCGGAAAGGCAAGGACUUCUGGAAGUGAGAAGCAAAGGAUUUCUGGAACUGAAAAGACCAGGACUUCUUUAACUGACAAUGUGAGGGAAGAAGAAGAUUCGAAGAGGAACUCCUCCGGCCGAAAAACUUCGCGGCGCUCCACAGAUCGUCGCACAAAGGAAGGCGCUUCUCGUUCACCCGUGCCCAUGCGACGAAGUAAAACAGCAGAUCAGGCUGUAUCUCCCACGAGAAGGACUACCGAAGGAGAGCCCAAGAUGAGACGAAGUAAGACGACAGAGGCUACUGUGGCAUCCCCAGCCAAGAGGACUUCUGAAGCAGAGCCCAAAAUGAAACGGGCAAUGACGGCAUCAGAAUGUCCACCCCCCAAACCUCAGCCGCGUGCCCUUCAACGUGCAGGCACUGCACCCCCAGACCUCCAAAACAAAAGGCGCAGUGCUUCUAGAGCCAUGAAAGAUGGAUCCAGCAACUCUACUGGGAAAAAGACCCGAACAUCACCGCGACGGAGCCAUCCUCUCGACGAAAGCAACCGAAUGCGUGGAAGCAGGAUUCGUCGAAGCGGGAGCGUCAACAAUCGAUUAUCUGCCGGAACAGGUAGCGCAGCAGUAUCUCCGCUUCGUCGAACAGAAACACCCGAGUUGACACUGGAAGAACGGCAAAAGCGCCGUCGGGCGAACCGAAGAGCCACGAGCGACAGAGGUUUGACCCGAAGACAGGGUAGCCAUCGCAGCGCCAGUCUCAGUCCUAAACGUGAAAGCAGCACCACAUCUCGUCUAUCCGUUGCAUCCAUGUAUUCUCCUGUUCCGGCGAGACCGCAGAGAAGAAAUCGGGUCAGCUUGGACACUUCGGCAUCUUCCCAUCAUGAACCCCGGACUCGCUACAGUCGCGCACGCACGUUGGCCAGGUGCAGUGUUGUGUCAUCCCAGCUUUCCCAAACGGUUCACAACGCCAUGAUUGCCGAGACGACCAGUGGUAGGGAAGUUAGUGAGGAAUUCGCACAACCUAACGUAAAGGAGACUGGUGAUAACCCAACCGAGAAUCACGUGGAGGAACAGAAAGAAGAACAGCCACAAGAGCAUGCUGCUGCUGAAAGCCGCAGUAGUAAAAAGACGAGCUCUUUUGGUUUGGCAGGGGUGGUCAAGGCUGCCAAGAAGUAUACGACCAAGAAGACAGCCAAGGCAGCAACAGCAAUUGUGCGGGACAGCCUCUACAUUCCAUCUCUGAGCAACCACCAGAACGGGAUGCUGGCACUCUUGGACGACGACGACGACUUUAAGGAAGCUGGGGACAACCAUUCUUUAGGAUCGGCAGAUGGGGCACGGGCUGCCUGA